CAAAGGAUGGGGGGAGGCGGGGCUAUGGGCUGUUAGAGGCUGCUUCAUCCAGGAGAAGGGGGACACCGAGAGGGAGAAGAAAGGAGGGCAGGUCAGAAGGCGGAGACACCCGGGCAGGAGAGGAGGAGAGGCCGGGACCUCCAGGGGCUCAGCCGGGGGCGGGAGGGGGACAGCGGUCAUACUGCAGCGGUACAGCACGGAGAGCUAUGGCUCCCUGAUCAUGGAGAAGACCGCGGAGGAUGACUGCGAGGACUCGGGAGCCGAGACCGGGGGGUCAGACUACAGCCGCAUGUCCUCUACAAGUAGUGAGCUCUCUGUAGAUGAUGUCCAAGACCCAUUUCUAGUCAGCAUCCAUAUUAUUGCAGACCCUGGUGAAUCCCGAUGCCUCCAAGGAGCUAUCGACAAAGUCCUAUCAUGGAUCCACCCUGAUCUCCAGUUGUUCCGUGUCUCUGAAAGAAGGACUUCAAAGAAGAAGAAGCCGAAGCAGAGCUUUACCUCUCAGCCUGCUCUUGCCAUAAUUCUGUUUUUGCAAGAGGAAUAUGGGGAAGAUCAGAUCAUACAUGUUCAUGAAUGCUUCCAAAAACCACCUUGGCAGUUCCAUCACACGGAGCGGGUACAUGGUAAAUUCCUCCCCUACAUGCCGUGUAAUCAAGACUUUUUCACUUUGGCCAAUGGAACCCCUCUAUGGGCCGUCAGGCAGGUGCAUUAUGGGAAGGAGAUUAUCCGCUUUACUAUAUAUUGCAGUUAUGAGAACUUUUCAGACAUGAUGAAAAUGUAUGAACUCAUACUGAAAAAAUCUGUGUGGAAGAAAAAAGCUGAUUUUUGUGUGUUUCCAAUUUACUCCAAUAUGGAUAUCAAUAUAGAAUUUUCUUUAAAAAGGCUUCUUAAGGGCCAAACUCAUGUGCCCCUGGAAUCCUCCUUACUGGAGUUUAGAGUAAAGGACUUUGGACAGCUGGUGCCUCUCUUGCCCAACCAGUGUAGCCCGAUCAGUGAAGGCAGAUGGCAGACCGAAGAUCAUGAUGGCAAUAAAAUAUUACUGCAGGUCCAUCGCUUGACCAGAAAAUCAAUUUGGAAACAUCAAAAGUAUUUAUCCAGGAAUUCCGCUGGGACAACACCAUAUAUAAGCAUGGUUCACCACACUUAUAAAGACAAAAACUUGACGCACCUGAGAAACAGAAAAGCUCCAGGACUUGGAAUAUCUGACCAAAACCUUCCUAAGAACCCAGUAGACAUUACCCAAAGUUCAAAGAGUGUCCCAGAGUGGUUUCAGAGAAGCAAGUCCUUGGUAUGCCUACCAACACUGAACUCCUUCCCAUCAUGUGAGUCCUUCCCUUUCAGUGAGCCCCCUCAUUUAUAUCAGCGUGACCCUCAUUCAUCUGUAUGGAGGAGCAGCCCAAGGAUUAACAUUGAUGACCUGGAGGGGGUGCAAGAGACUGAUGUGGACACGGGAAUGAAGCUUUCAAGCUCUGACCUCUCUGUUGUGUCAGCCUAUUCACCCCUAGACGGACUCUCUAGUGACUUAGAAGCUUCCCUGCCUUCACCUGGAGAACCUCAUCCUGAGAAAUCGUCUUCCAGGAAUAAGCUCUGUGAGCUUUCAUAUCAGUCAUUCCAUUCUGUUUCUGAAAGAUCUUCCUGCUCUUUGGUAUCUCCUGGUGUUUCAGGUUGUAAUUCCAUUACAGAAUCCCAGAAGGACAUAGACGAGAUCACCAAGCAUGCAUCAGAUGCAGAGACCUUCGAAGAGGAAGAAUUCUAUAUCUGAUCAAUGGUCUUCUAUUGGCAUCCAUGAUUUAUCUUCUAACAUGUCACGUCAUAGGAUAAGACACUUUCCUUGAAGACUUUCUCUACUGAAUAUAAAGUAAAGAUUCUGGCAGGUUUUGGUUUAGUAGUUUAACUUUUGGUGAACCUUUCAGAUAAUGUUAAAUAGUAGUCCAUAAUAUAAUGUUAUUGUAUAAAUUGCUCCCUAAACUUGUGAGCAUGAUCACAUAAAGAGAUUCAGUGCUGCCUGGAAAAAAUUUAACUCAAUGUCAUAGAAACAUAAAAGAUUGUCCACAGAAAAAAAAACACCUGGUCCAUCUAGUCUGCCGUAAUUUUUACAAAUUUUUCAUCUUACUGUCUAUUAUAAAAUAAUCCUGUAGUUUGUACAGUCUUCUGUCUGGCCACUAGGCCCAAUAAUGAGAUGACACUUCCAGAUUUGUCUGUGAUAAGGUGGAGGCUGCUGAAAAGCGAUCUGUACAGCAUUAUAGUGAAAAGUGACACCUCAAGAUAGAGAAGACAAUAGAUAAAGCUCACAGCUCAGCCUCCCCUCCCUGUGGAGUGACCUUUUCUAAGGGAGUCACAGAGCAUGAUCAGUAAUGUUUCCCAUUCAUGUGAAUGGGAUAGCUUCUGUCUAUUGUUGCCUACGUCUAUGGAGCUUGCUGUAAAGCUUAUCUCUAAAUGCUGCUAAAACAGCUUAGACAAGAUGGUUGCCUCAUUAUUAUGUGCUACAAAUGAAAUUUGAAAAAAAUUGCUAUUAGGAAAAAAAGAAACCGUUUAGGAAAAAGAAAAUGUUUCAGUAGCGGGCUGUAAUAGGUGAAAAACAUAUCUAGGCAAUACAUUCUCUUUAAUUCUGUCCUUAGAAGUUCCAUUGUUUUUUUAGCCUGUCUUUUGACCUGUUUAUCCCUUUGGGGCUACGGUCCCCAGAACUGACCCCAGUAUUCUAGAUGUGAUCUAACUAGAGCUCUAUACAGUUGGACUACAAUAACCUCCCUCUUUCUAUUGUUUAUACCUCUAGCUAUACAGCUGCACUGGUGACUUAAAGGGGUAUUCUUCCCAUAGACAUCUUAUCUCCUAUCCACAGGAUAGGAGAUAAGAUGUCUGAUCGCGGGGGUCCAGAAACUGGAGCCAUAGAAUGCCGGGUGCUCCACAGAGAUUGUGGGGGGUCCCAGCGGUGGGACCCCAAUGAUCAGACAUCUUAUCCCCUAUCCUUUGGAUAGGGGAUAAGAUGUCUAUGGGUGGGAUACCCCUUUAAGGGCUGUCAGAGAUCACUCCCCCUAAAUCCAUCUCUUCUGAAGUCUUCACCAAUAUAGAACUUGCGGAUAUGAUACUCAGAUUCCUUCUCUCCAAGGGCAUUAUUUUACAUUUGGGAACUUUGAACUGCAGGUUCCAUUGAACAGUUUUCCACAGGCUGUAGACUUCCAUCUUCUGCAGUUAUAACCUGUCAAUAACCUGCCGAUAGGUUGCCCUGCAUGUUCUUAUUUUCUGAUACAUUAGUGUAAGAUUCUGGAGCUGCUGUUUGAGACAUGUGAUGAUUUAUAUGAUUUAUAUUUUUUUUUAGGAAAUGACUUUAAAGGAGAAUAUUCUUAUUAUGUGACAUCUGCUCAGAAUGUAAAUUAUUCAUAUGAUAUCUCAAUGUGAUCUGCUAGGAGCACAGAAAACAAUGUACAUUUACAGAGAUUGUGCCUUAUUCUGUUUUCAUUAUAACUACACAAAUUAACAAAAAUGUAGUCUUUCGUUAUGGACAUAAAUUAAUAUCUGGGAUCCAAACUGGGAUCAGAAUAAAUAUUAGGGCAUUUUUUUCCCCUCAAAUAUGUGUAUUUAUAUGUAUAGGUUAUCUAAAUGUUUGCUUUUAUCCACCUUAUAGUGUUGUAUGUACUUUUCAUAAGUAAAUCAAAAAAAGGAGAAUAUCGCUGUAGACAAAAGUAUUAAACACAAAAGUAUUCUUCAAAAAGUCUGAGAGGUAGACCUGAUGAUGUGACCGAUCUGGGGACAUGUGUUGUCCAUUUUCUGUGAUCAACUGAUGACAUCUUGAAGAAUGCCUGUGUGUGUGUGGCUCUUCUAUAUACAGCUAUUUUGGACUGCUAUAUCCUUUACCUUAAAGGGGUACUCCGCUGCUCAGCGUUUGGAACAAACUGUUCUGAACGCUGGAGCCAGCAUCGGGAGCUCGUGACAUCAUAGCCCCACCCCCUCAUGAUGUCACACACCGCCCCCUCAAUGCAAGUCUGUGGGAGGGGGCGUGACUACCGAAGGUCAUCAGUGAGCAGUUAGGAAAACACACUGAAGUGCCAAUAGGGUAAUUGCAGGUUGUAGGCGGUCCUGAAGAGAUCACACAUAAGUAUGUCAUAGUUAACAGUUUAAACUGAAUUCAUUGGGCAACGGGUAGCCAGUUACUGGUUUGGCAGAGAAGAGAGGUAGAUUAGUCAAGCAGCAGAGUUGAGGAUGAAUUGGAAAGUGUUUGAUGGAAGGCCACAGAGGAGGACGUUGCAGUUGUCCAAGUGGGAGAGGAUGGCAUGUACCAGUAGAUUAGUUGAGUCAAAGUUGAGGAAUGAGCAGAUUUGUGAAAUGUUUUUGAGUUAAAGGUUGCAGGACAUGCAUGGUAAGGGUCUGUAUGUGUGUUUGAAAGAGCGUAUAAUCAAAGGUGACCCCAAGGCAACGGGUUUGUGGUACAAGAGAGAGAGAGUGGAGCCAUUGACUGUGAUCGAUAGAUCAA
This is a messenger RNA of Hyla sarda, 4465 nucleotides long. RefSeq names its product family with sequence similarity 124 member A (gene FAM124A). NCBI's taxonomy places the organism in Eukaryota, Metazoa, Chordata, Amphibia, Anura, Hylidae. Bases 221 to 1759 code for a protein of 512 amino acids. The transcript is spliced from 4 exons. The record is from RefSeq and is a predicted model, not a curated record.